This is a messenger RNA of Caenorhabditis briggsae, 597 nucleotides long. The transcript has 5 exons. The coding region runs from base 1 to 597 and encodes 198 amino acids. NCBI's taxonomy places the organism in Eukaryota, Metazoa, Nematoda, Chromadorea, Rhabditida, Rhabditidae. The record is from RefSeq and is a predicted model, not a curated record.
AUGCAGCGGAUCUUCUUUGAUAGUCACAACAAGAUGUCUCGUGACCACAUAAUAAACGAAGAUUAUCCAAAUGUGGCUCCAUUCCUCGCUGUAGAAAACUUUGUAUCGUUUCCAGUUUAUUCUCCGACGUUUUGUUUCUCCACAUCGGCCAUCUCGAAUAUUUUGUUUAUGCAGGAAAUUAAAAUAAUAAUAUCCAGGCUGGACGACCUGAUUUCGAGAAACAAACUGAAUCAGCACCCCUGCUUGAUUUCUCAGGCAGGAGCCCAGGCUACAAUGCGCCUUGCUUCAAAGUCGAAACUUCGCAGUGAUUGGGGUACUACUGUCGAAAUGCCGUUUUGUCUACAUAAUGGAUCCUGCCCACGUGUAUUUGACGAUGAUGAUUUACAUGAGCAAGCUAAAUGGUUGAAGAUUCUCGAAGAAGUUAUUCUACCGCUUGAUAAAAUGAAGGAAAGUGAAUUAGCUACGAUUGCUCCUCACCAGCACAGCGCAAUUGUCAAACACGCUAUGACAAAAUUAAAAAAAGAACAGAAACCUAAAUCAUACUCGAAAUCGAUAUCGGAAACUGAUUCUUCUAGCAGCCACGAAGGCUCACUGUAA